Phanerochaete carnosa HHB-10118-sp is the source of this 1776-nucleotide messenger RNA. RefSeq lists its product as uncharacterized. The record is from RefSeq and is a predicted model, not a curated record. NCBI's taxonomy places the organism in Eukaryota, Fungi, Basidiomycota, Agaricomycetes, Polyporales, Phanerochaetaceae. Gene Ontology annotation, cellular component: fungal-type vacuole lumen. The transcript is spliced from 5 exons. The coding region runs from base 1 to 1776 and encodes 591 amino acids. Gene Ontology annotation, molecular function: metallocarboxypeptidase activity.
AUGUACCCACUCGAGAAGGACGGCCUCCUCCCCGCGCCUGCGCCCGUUCGCCAGGCUUCGCGGCUUGCUCUCAGCAAGAGCUUCUGUUUCCUCCUGGCUACUGUCUGCGCGGGCAUCGCGCUCUACAUACUCGGUCCACAAUGUCUAUCGAGGCAGUUUGUUGCGUCUUAUGGCGAGGUUACGCUGAAAGAGGUACUCUGCCCUCAAGAGAGUCCGCUUGUUCCUUCGGAGAGCGGCGAACUCUGGAAGGAGCUCAGUGAGACAUACGGAACCAAGGAGUUCUUUCUCCAGGCGGUUGAGUUGCUUGUCGGAGCAGUCAAGGUCCCGACGGAAAGCUUUGACAAGAUGGCUCCAGUCGGCCAGGACCCGCGCUGGGAGGUGUUCGCGCCAUUCCAUGAUUACUUGCUGGUCACGUUCCCGAACGUGCACGCGACGCUAAAGCUCACGAAGGUGAACACCUACGGCCUAGUAUACGUGUGGGAGGGCCUAGACGCGUCGUUGAAACCACUCCUGCUGACGGCGCAUCAAGACGUUGUCCCCGUUAACCCGGAGACCGUUGCCGAGUGGGUACAUCCGCCCUUCUCGGGCUAUUUUGAUGGCGAACGCAUAUGGGGACGUGGUUCGUUCGACGAUAAAAGUGUUCUCAUUAGUAUUAUGACUACCGUCGAGACAUUGAUCGAGAAGGACUUCAAGCCUGCGCGCACGGUGUUCCUCGCAUUCGGCUUCGACGAGGAGACCGAUGGAUUGCAUGGAGCGUCAGCGAUCAGCAAGUACCUGCUGGAGACGUACGGCGAGAACGCGUUCUCGAUGCUUGUCGAUGAGGGCGGCCUUUAUGGCGUCGAGUACGGUCAAGCGUACGCGACGGUAGGCACGACAGAGAAGGGGGCUGUGGAUGUACGCGUCGAAGUCGCGUCUCCGGGCGGACAUUCGAGCAUACCGCCGGCGCACACUAGCAUCGGCAUUCUCUCGCAACUGCUUGUGCACAUCGAAUCGCAACCGUAUAAGGCGGAACUGAAGCGUGGGACGCCAAUGUACCAGAUGGCGCAGUGCCUGGCGGCACACGCGCCCGAGCUUCCAAGCAAGGUGCGCAAGGCUAUUGAAAAGGCGGACAAAUCGGACAAGGCCUUGAAGGCGGCCGAGAAGGCACUAUUCACGGACAUCCGCUUCAAGGCGCUCGCGGGCACGACGCAGGCGGUCGACCUGGUGCAAGGCGGCGUGAAGGCAAACGCGCUGCCCGAGAACGCUUGGGCGGUCGUGAACCACCGGAUCGCGACAGACAGCUCCGUGGGCGCGACACAGGAGCACGACACGAAGCUGCUGCUGCACCUCGCGCGGCAGUUCAACCUGUCCUACUCUGCUUUCGGGCAGCAGAUCGGGGAUGCAGACGCGCCGGCAUACGGUACGCUGACGUUAAGCGACGCGUGGAACACGGCGCUGGAACCUGCGCCAGUUACUCCGUCGGCAGGUGGAGAUGCGGGGGCCUUCAGGCUACUCGCGGGGACGAUCAAGACGGUGUAUCAAGUACACAGGAAUGUCACUGAUGGGGAGACGGUUAUUGUCAGCCCUGGGAUUAUGUCUGGCAACACGGACACUCGUUACUACUGGCAGCUUACAAAAAAUAUAUUCCGUUACAGCCACUGGUGGACAGGGACCGAGAGCGGGCUCAUGGGUGGCACGCACUCGGUCAACGAAUUCAUCUUCGCGGACGGGUUCCUGGAGAUGAUCCGGUUCUAUACCGCUCUUGUUCUCAAUGCGGACGAGUCACAGUCGAUAUAG